UGUGCAGCGUUUUGAUUGGACGAGCGACUGUUGUUUACAGAAACCGGAAGAAGCUCUAACCUUGACCAUAAAGCAAAAAUCACAUGUGCGACAGGGUUAGGGGGAAAAAAAGCCUAAAAUUCAACGAUUCUUUUGUUUUUAAUCUAAAAACCUUACCAAGACUAAUUUAAGAGCGUUCAUUAAUUUUUCCGGUAGUGGUUCCGUUUCUCCGUGUACCCGUUUUUCUGCGUAAACUAAAUCUUUUAGCUAGCUAAAUGAACGUAUAGCACUUACCAAAUCAUUUCGGGACGCCUGGAGUAAAUAUCGUUGGGUGGCCUUCAUGUGGGCGUCGUCUGCUGUCCAACGAUGAGGUUCCCUUUUCUUUUUGUUACCAGAAGCUGUAAGGUUGUUCACAGACUGCAACGGAGCACGGUUUUAUCACCAAUUUCAGCUCUGUCGGGACAUCAGAGGAUCGCCGUGUUGAGCCAUCUCUGCAAAGACGAGAGGAGUUACUACAUAACCACUCCCAUCUUCUAUGUUAACGCUUCUCCUCAUUUAGGACACCUGUACUCAGUUGUGAUAGCCGACUGCCUACACAGGUAUAAGCUGCUUCGGGGCUUCAACGCAAAGUUUUCAACAGGCACAGAUGAACAUGGCUUAAAAAUCCAACAAGCUGCUGAAGCUGCUGGAAAAGAUCCCCUGACCUUCUGCACCGAAGUGUCUGAGAGAUUCAAACAUCUCUUCAGCAGCUGCAACAUUUCGUACACAGACUACAUAAGAACCACUGAGCAGAGACACUGUCAGACUGUGGAGCAUUUCUGGUCAGUGCUCUGGAACAAAGGGCUCAUCUACAAGGGGAGUUAUGAAGGCUGGUACUCCACACAGGAUGAAAGCUUCCUCACGCCGUCGCAGGUGGGCGAUGCUUUGGACUCAUCGGGGAAGGAGAUCAAGGUAUCGCUGGAGAGUGGACACAAGGUGGAGUGGAUGAAAGAGGAGAACUACAUGUUCCGUCUGUCUACGUUUCGGUCUCAGCUGCUCGACUGGCUCAGAGGAAAUCCCCGGGCCAUACAGCCUGAGCGUUUCUACCAGGCUGUUCUCCAGUGGCUGCAGAACGACCUUCCUGACCUCUCGGUGUCCCGUCAGAGAAGCCGCCUUCAGUGGGGCAUCUCUGUCCCCGACGACCCCGAUCAAACCAUCUACGUGUGGUUAGAUGCUCUGGUGAAUUACCUGACAGUAGCUGGCUAUCCAGAUAGACACGAGCGUUGGUGGAAUGUGGUCCACCACAUUGUAGGAAAGGAUAUCUUGAAAUUUCAUGCCAUCUACUGGCCAGCUUUCCUUCUAGGGGCUGGACUGCCGCUGCCACAGACGAUACAUGUGCACUCUCACUGGACAGCAGGAGGAAAGAAGAUGUCUAAGAGUUUGGGUAAUGUGGUAGAUCCUCUUCAACGCUCACAGAUGUUCACAACUGAUGGCAUGAGGUACUUUCUACUGCGUCAGGGUGUCCCCGACUCAGACUGUGAUUACACAGAUCACAAAGUAAUCAAGCUGCUCAACGCAGAGCUAGCCGACUCUCUGGGUGGUCUGCUUAACCGCUGCACAGCUCCGGCUCUUAACCCAGCUCAGGUCUACCCCUCGUUCUGCCCUCAGUCCUUCCCUAGAGAACAGGGAGGCAGGGCUGUGGUUGAAGACUACCAAAUGUUGGACGCUGUGAAAAAUCUCCCUGCUGUGGUAGAGCAACACUACGAGAGCAUGCAUGUAUACAAAGCCCUGGAGGCCGUCACUGCUUGUGUAAGGCAGACCAACGGGUUUGUUCAGCGCCACGCACCUUGGAAGCUGGACAAGAGAAACAGUAAAGAGCAGCACUGGCUAGACACCAUCAUCCACGUCUCCCUUGAAUGCCUGAGGAUUUAUGGCACACUGCUCCAGCCAAUAGUGCCAGAAAUUUCUAACAAACUCCUCUCCAGACUCGGGGUGCAACCAGCCGAGAGGAGCUGGGCGGCUCUGAACUUCCUGCCAAGGUAUCAGGGAAUGGAGUGUCCCUUUGAAGGGAGAGCGCUGGGAUCUGACUGUGGAGUACUUUUUAGUCGCUUGGAAAGUCAGAAUGUAGAUAAACAAAAACCUAACAAAGCAAAAAAUGCAGCAAAAUUGAAAUGAAGAAAUUGUUGUUCCCUGUAGAUGGAUUCAGUUAGUAAGAAAUAAAGGUCCUGUGGCUCACGUC
Molecule: messenger RNA, 2197 nt
Organism: Xiphias gladius (swordfish)
Lineage: Eukaryota; Metazoa; Chordata; Actinopteri; Istiophoriformes; Xiphiidae
Gene: mars2
Product: methionyl-tRNA synthetase 2, mitochondrial
Exons: 3
Coding region: 346-2133 (595 amino acids)
Biological process (GO): methionyl-tRNA aminoacylation
Molecular function (GO): ATP binding; methionine-tRNA ligase activity
Source: RefSeq, a predicted model, not a curated record